Drosophila hydei is the source of this 2129-nucleotide messenger RNA. RefSeq names its product phosphoglucomutase-2-like. NCBI's taxonomy places the organism in Eukaryota, Metazoa, Arthropoda, Insecta, Diptera, Drosophilidae. The coding region runs from base 99 to 1961 and encodes 620 amino acids. Gene Ontology annotation, molecular function: magnesium ion binding; phosphopentomutase activity. The record is from RefSeq and is a predicted model, not a curated record. Gene Ontology annotation, biological process: purine ribonucleoside salvage; carbohydrate metabolic process. The transcript is spliced from 4 exons.
AUGGUCUUGCUUUAGUUUUUAUUUAUUGUCAAACUGUUUUGUACGAUAAUAAAAUUUUCUUUUCUCUAUUUAAUUUCUAAAUUCUUCGCCUGUACACAAUGUGUCAAUCAAUGGGCCAAGCCAUUUGCGAGCUGAAGCAUACUCCGUUAUCGGGAGAUAAGGAGCUCGACAGCCAAAUUAAGAAGUGGGUUAAAUGGGAUCGCAACCAAGAAACAUUGUGUCAGAUAAUGGAGGCAGUCCGCAACGAGGAUUGGGACACGCUACGGUGCCGUCUCUGCAGACGUAUAGAUUUCGGAACUGCUGGCUUAAGAGCCGUAAUGCGGGCGGGCUUCGAUUCAAUGAACGAAUUAGUUAUCGUGCAGACUAGUCAAGGACUUUGCGCUUACUUAAAAGAACAAUAUCCAGAAGAAGCUGAUUGGGCCGAUCGUGGCAUCGUAGUUGGGUUUGAUGGUCGUUACAAUAGUCAACGAUUUGCCGAACUAACAACCAUCGUCUUCUUGAGCCAGAACUUUCGGGUUUAUCAGUUCAAGCGUAUGGUUGCCACUCCCUUCGUUCCUUACACCGUGGUAAGGAUGAAUAGUUUAGCCGGUGUGAUGAUAACUGCGUCUCACAAUCCCAAGCAGGAGAACGGCUAUAAGGUUUAUUGGACUAAUGGGGCCCAAAUUAUACCCCCACACGACGAAGGCAUUAAACAAGCCAUUCUGGACAAUUUGCAGCCAAAUCCAGAUUCGUGGGAUGAGACACUGCUGUGCGGCAAUGACAUGUUAUCAGAUCCAUAUAACAAUGUUUUGCCCCCCUAUUACGAUGCUCUUAAAAAGGAGAUAUCGUGCCCACUCAUGGAGUCGAAUGGCAGGUGCCCAUUAAGCUUUACCUAUACUCCUAUUCAUGGCGUUGGCUAUCCAUUUGUUAAAUUGGCUUUCAGUAAGAUUAACCUAAAACCCGUUAUACCCGUUGUGAAGCAGAUUGUGCCCGACCCGGAAUUUCCCACGGCGCCUUCGCCCAAUCCAGAAGACUGCAAGGUUUUGGAAUUGGCUCUAGAACGAGCAGCCGAAAAGAAGGCGCAAGUCGUCUUAGCUAACGAUCCAGAUGCAGAUCGAUUGGUUGUCGCCGAGCUCGAUGAUAGUAAGAAGUAUAGGAUAUUCACCGGCAACGAAAUGGGCGCCCUUCUGGGCUGGUGGACAUUAGAGAACUAUAAAAUGACCGAGGAUAAUCCAGACGUACCCAACUGUGUAAUGGUAUCCAGCACUGUUAGCUCGAAGAUUUUGAAAGCAAUGGCAGAAGCAGAGGGAUUCACACACCACGAAACCCUGACAGGAUUUAAGUGGAUAGCCAACAAAGCACUCGAUGAACAGAAUGCUGGGAAAAAGGUUCUCUUCGGAUUCGAGGAAGCCAUUGGCUAUAUGAUCUCCACAAGCGUGUUGGAUAAGGACGGUAUCCGUGCUGCAGCGCACGUGGCCACGAUGGCCUGCUAUUUGCGCUGCAAAAAGUGCAUGACAAUGCAAGAGAAAUUACGAGACCUAUAUGAGACGUAUGGCUUCCAUGCUAGUGUUGCCUCCUCUAUAAAGUGCGCAGAUAGCGGUCUUACCAACAAGAUCUUUGAGCGCCUGCGCACCUUCGACGAAGGUCAACAGAAUACAUAUCCCACGUCCAUCUUGGAAGGGGAAUACGAGGUGGAGAAUGUGCGGGACCUCACUACUGGCUAUGACAGUAGUACCGGAGAUAAGAAACCAACGCUGCCAGUCAGUGAAUCUUCUCAGAUGAUAACGUUUACAUUCAAAAAUGGAGUGGAACUCACAUUGCGUACAAGCGGAACUGAGCCCAAGAUUAAAUACUAUGCCAAUGUAAGUGGCAAGCCGGAGAACAAGCGUUGGGAUGAGCUGUCAUCAACGCUUAACAAAAUGAUGGAAGGCAUUCUAAACGAGUUCAUCGAGCUCGAAAAGAAUGGGCUGAAGUUGUGCUAGGAAGAAUAAAAUUGAAAUGAAAACGGUUUUUGUAAAUGUUCAUAGGCCCCAAAAUUUUUAGUUUUCUUCAAAAUUACCAGACUUGAAUUAAAAAUUCGACAUGACUACGAGCCAAACCUGAUACGAAUAUGAAAACAGAUAUUUGAUAAUUAGAUAGGUAAAAAAAAA